UUGAUUGGUCGGAAUAAAGCUGUUUGAGAUCCCUAACAAAUUAACAUAGUGUUUCAUUAUUUUGGUGGUGUUACAGUUGUAUUUUUAUAUUUCAGUAACUUUACAUUCUGUGAGCUUUCUGUAGCUUCUCUGAUAAAACGCUUGAAUAAGGAGGGAUAGAUUGUGUUCAGAGCAUUCGUGCGUAAACUUUUUCGCUAAACCUUUUAGUUAGCAUUUCAGCUAACUUCGCGUCACGAAUAGUGAAGUGAAAGUGCGCAAAUAAAUUUGAAAUGCAAAUUGUCAUAGCCUACACAAAAAAUGUAAUAUAAUGAGGUGAAUCCGUGAUCUUUUUUGUAGCUAGCUAGCUGCUGAACUGCGCUGGACUCUAUAUACGUAGGACUUAAAAUAGGAAUGUUGUCCACCGAUCGUGGAAGUCCAGUGGCGCCUCUCUCAGAGGUUGUUGACGCAGUGUCACCCGUGAUACCCCCUGCAGCAGCACCUUCUUUGGAAAAAUGUGCCGCUUGCGGGACAAUAUUAAGGCCUAGUCGAAGUCCUCAACUUCUUCCUUGUUUGCAUUCUGUGUGUAAAGUGUGCGUACCACCGCCAGUGGGUGUCGAGGAAAGCAAGAGAGAGUGCCCCAAUUGCAAAAGGUCUUAUAAUACCCUUGAGGUCACGGACAAUCCAUUGUUAAAGGAUUCCACCAAUGGACCGGGUACACAUCGACUUGCCAAGUGUGCGGGGUGUGAGGACACAGCCAUCAGUGGCUGGUGUGUUGAGUGUGGCGAGGCUCUGUGCUCCAUCUGUGUGUCUGCACACCAGAGGGUGCGGGUGACCCGUGAGCACACGGUCCUGCCCCAGAAACUACCCCCAGGAUUCAUCCCCACCUUAUACUGCCCCACACACAGAGAAGAGCCAAUGAAGCUGUUCUGUGUGUCAUGCAAUCAGCUGACAUGUCGGGAUUGCCAGUUGACCUAUCACAGGAACCACGGCUAUCAGUUUCUGAAUGAGGCGGUGACUGCACAGAGGGAACAGAUUGAGUCUCUGAUGGUGAGGGUCAGACAGCAGCGUGCAGUGGUGAAGCAGACUCUGCUGGACUUGGAUGGAAGACUGCAGGACUUACAGGACAUGAAAUCCAAAGCGAAGAGUAAACUGCAGAAAAUGCUGAUCUAUAUCCGCUGUGCCCUGUUGAAGAGAACCGCAGAGCUGUUUAAGAACGUUCAGGAUUUGUGUGGGUGUGAGGCGCAGAAAAUCACGGAGCGGCAGAAUGAUCUGAGAACGAUGGACGAGAGACAGGAGUACAUCCUGUCCUUCACAGAGAGAGCUCUACAGAUGGAGAACCACUCGGCUCUGCUCUCCUGUAAAAAACAGAUCCAGUCCCAGCUGCAGGACCUUCUGUCCCAAAGUGCCUUUCCCCCGGCCUCUAUGAUAGAUGUGAGAUUGCAAUUCGACCAGCAGUCUUGCUGCCAAAUCGCCACAGUUGGUAAAAUCGUGUCAAACGAAGUCCCCUUUUUCCGCAAAAGACAUGAUGCUGUUCCAAAGAAGUCAUCACUUCCCCCUGUUCAAAGGCAAAAUGUUCAUCCUGCACCCUCCUCCUAUCAACCCUAUUCUACUACCCUUCCUGCCCCCUCUCCUUCGCACAGCCCCCUCUUUUCUCCCCAAAUCACCCCCACCUCUGUGUGCAGUUUGUCCGUUACCUCGGAGUCUACUGCCGCUUCCCACGCCCCCCUAGUGUCCGUUUCACAUCAGUCCUCCUCCGCGUCGACACUCCCUUCCAACUCAUCCAUCACUCCUCCUCCCCCCUACUCCGCUCGGGCUCAGACCUCAGCUCCCUCAGCCCCCGACUCCUUCCCCAGGGCUCAGGGUCAGCCCUCUCGACAGCGCAGAAACAAGCAGACCUGGUCCUUUCAUCCCUACCAACCCAAAAAUGACAAACUGGCUGGGCAGCAGCCAAACCCCUGCUCCGCUGAGCCUCCUCAGCAGCUGGGGAGGGUCAGUGCCCCUGCCCCCUCCCCCCUCCCUGAGUCUCAGUCCCCCCCUGUCUCUGUCCUGCCUGUGGUCCUCUCCCUGCUGGCUCCCAGCAUCCUCCAUACCUGUCCGGAGCAGUGGAACGCACACGCGGUGCCAAACGCAACGGCUGGAUCGCAUACCGCCCCACACGGGCCUUGGUCUGAAAUCUGUUCCACGGAGCUGGCCGAAUUAACCGGCCGCGUUUGGCCUGACAAAGAAGAGCAGCAGUCCAAGCCGCUGCAGUGCGUCCUGCCCAUCAAAGCGCCUGCGGAUUCCCCGUGCGAGAGGGCGCCCCCUGCUGGCUGCGAGAGAACGGCCGACUGGAGCCCUCCCGCCACCGAGAACGAGCCCACCUCCACCGUGAAGGAAACGGACGCCGCGCUUCCUCAGGUCGAGGGGGCGGAGCUUCCCUGCGCCGCAGGGUCACCUGAUAGCUGGCGUGCCGGUGACACAGACGCCACCUUCACCAACGGAACCAGCGCUCCGCUCUGCGCUGAAGUCCCAGCAGCCCUGGGGCACGCAGGAGCUGUCCCUGAGGACCCAGCUAACACUACAGCGGCCCACGCUCCCUCGGUCCCCACGCUUGAUUUAGUCGUGACUGUGGGGGCUCCCCGAGAGCCUCAGCCAGGCCACAGCUCUCCCACCUUCAGCCACUCCCUCCAGAACCAGGCGGAAGUCAGAGUGCAGUCCUGUCCUCAGCCUGACCAUCCCUCCACACUGUCCCUCCUGAAGGAUCCGCACAGCCUGCAACUCUCCAAUCAGGACAGCAGCAAGCCUGCAGAAGAACCCUACUUCCAACCAAUCAAAAUGCAGCAUGAAGAGGGCAAGGCCUCCAGCUCAAGAAACUGUGACUCAAAGUCAGCUGCCAGUCAACAGGCCCCACCCAUCAGGGCGGGACCGAUUGAAAUCCGCGUGCGUCAGUUACAGAAGUGCACCGCAAGGCUGCCUGCCACUUUAAGGGAAAUACUUGAAGCUAACCACUCCCUGGAAGAUUCUGCAGUUUCCGAGAAACAUCCAAUUUUACGACAGCUGCUUGUGGGCGCUCCCAUUACAUUACAGUACACUCCCGAUGCUGAGGCUGUGGCGACAGACCAGACAGACUAUCGCGGCUCCCCUGUAGAGACAGAGAAGACUGAUGAUGAUGAAGAUGGUGAAGACAAUUUUGGCACAGGCCUCAACAGUGAGAAUGAGGAAUCAGGAGGACCAAUUAGCAGGCCCUGUCUUCCCUGGGUCUCUGUGAUGCGGUUGCCCAUCUCUGUUCCCCCCUCUGGUGGCCCAAUGCCCCAGUUCAGACUGCUCCCUGGCACAACUGAAGACGAAAUCCUGCUCCAGAUGAUCGAGGAUGAUCAGUUCCCAGACGGCCAAUCAGCUCAAGCUACUAAGAAGAGGCUGUCAGAUCAGUCAAAGGCAAAGCUGAUUGUGCUUAGAGGCCCCAAAGCCAACCCCACUCAGCCCCGAAAGUCUCGUCAAAGAGCCAAUCACUGCCCUGCUCUGCAGCCUGAGGGCUCAAGCCGCCGUCCCACCCAGUCUACCCACAACACCGUGCGGCUGUGCUGCGCUGCCUGUCGGGUAGCUGGAGGUCUGACCGUGUGCGUGCAGUGUGGGAGGGGCUUCCACAGGGACUGCCACAUCCCACCAAUCAGCUCCGCCUCCAGCAGUGCGGACUGGCAGUGUAUGCUGUGUCGGGACCUGUCGGACGUAGGGGACCUGUACAGCGAUGAGAGACCCAGACUGCCCUCUCUCAGCCUCCUGGACCAGAGGAAAUGUGAGCAUCUCCUUCUCGCCCUGAUGUGUAAGAAGUACAGCAGUGUCCUGUAUCGCAAAGUAGAGCUGUCCUCACAUUACAUUGACAUCACACUGAUUCGUGGACGAUUGCUUCAGAAGCUGUCUCCUCCAUAUCGGACCCCUUCAGAGUUUGUCUCUGAUAUAUGGGUUCUCUUGGAAACCCUGUCAAAGAAUUCAGAGGAGAGCGGCCUGGUGUUCAGGAUGCAGAAAUACUUCCAGAAGAAGCUGAGCAGAGCGUUUGGGGACGCGCUCCACCCAUCCCUGCUGAAGUGCCCCGGGGCGGAGGACGGCGUGACGGAGCCAGACGCCGGGGCUGAGACGGGGAAAGUCCGGGAGACGCUGAAGAGGAUGCGGGAAUUCAUCGCUGCGUACCGCCCCGCGUUGGCCAAGAAAGUCUGCAAGGACGUGGGGACGGAGCCAAAGGAAGAGAGCCGGGACUCUGUAUAAAGACACUGACUCUGCGCUGUCCUGCCAUGUCUCUAAGGAUCUACCUCAGGCCCUCCUUGUGCAUAGGAGAACACUGAAACGUCAUGCAAACUCCCACCAUCUCCGUUCACACAUUUGGUAGACGGCACUGUUCUAGUGUGACCUUGAAUACCAGUGGUAACCAACCCUGUUCCUGGAGAUCUGCCAUCCUGUAGGUUUUCAUUCCAACCCAGCACAACGCAUUCAACAGAUAAAGAUAUUGUGGAGAGAGUCAGGUGUGCCAAAUUAGGGUUGGAAUGAAAAGCUACAGGAUGGUAGAUUUCCAGGAACAGGGUUGGUUAUUACCAUUGUAAAAAGUAUUGGCCUGGAAUUAUGUGAAUUUGAUCCAAUUUACACUGCACUACAUGCUAAACGCAUACAAGUUUCAACAUUUGACAUGUAUGAGGCUACAAUUUACAGUGUUUUGGGUGAGGGUCCCAAUCUGCUCUCAUAGCCAACACCUGAUGAACUAAGCCAUGUGAGCCCCUUACGAUUGAUUUACAAAGAUGUUUUAUACAGUAUUUUGUUCCAUGCAUUAUGCGACUCCUGUAGCCUGUUGAAGACCUGUUGCUGUUUGGGGGCUAAUGCAGUACUGAGGGUGAGGGUCAGUGUGAGGGUGUUUCUAUUUUGGUGGUGAAGUUCACCUUUCAGUCCGUUUGGUUCAUUAUAGGAAUGAUUUUUUUUUUUGUGCAAGUAUCUUGUGUAAGGCAGUGGUUCCCAAACUCAGUCCUGGGGGCCCCCUGUGUAUGCUGGUUUUGGUUCAAUCCCUGAAAUUUGACAAGAGGUUAGUUUUCAUGUUUAGAGGAAUUAUUUUAACCCUUGUUAACUAUAUUAUGUCAGAAAUGGCUAUGCAUGGCAUGAAGAGUAAUAAUCCUUAUUGCAAACCAAAAAAUGUAUAAAUGGACCAAAUUAGGUGAAUCAAUAGGCUCAUAAUUAGGUCAUUCAGCAUGUGUUUCAGUUUGUUAUUAACACAUUGCCGGUUUGACUCGUUAUUUGCUUUGUUUUUGAACUCUUCAUUAUCUACCAAAUGGUUAUUGGUAGAAUAAUUUUAGCAGUUAGCCUAUUGAUUCACUCCAGUCUUUAAUGUGAUGAGUUAUAGCAUAUACAAUAUACAAUACAGCAUAAUAAGCACAACAUUAACAUAAGACUAUUAUUCUUCAUGGAAUGUUUAGCUAUUAAGAGGGUAAAUUAAUCCCUCAAGACAUGAAGCGCACAAAAUUCUGGAAUUGCAACUGUGUUUUGAACCAAAACCAUUAUAAACGGCGCCCCCAGGAUCGAGUUUGGGAACACUGCCUUAAGGGUCUCUUCUCUGUAUAUUUAUAUUGGGCUCUAGGCAGCAUCUUUGUUUAAACCUUUGUUGCUAAUAAAUUAAUUUCCCUUUGGUGGGGAAAAGCUCAUUUAUUUGGGAAUUUGACUUCACUUUUAUAUCUCAGAAGUACUUGAAGUUUCAGAAAUGAUCAUUUCUGUCUGUUGAUUUUGAGUAGAUUAUGAGAACAGUACACUGUUGAAUAAUAAUUGUUAGGACAUUUAUUCUACAGGAGUCCAUAUUUGGACAGUGACACUAUUUUUGUUUUGCCUCUGUAUUCCAGCCCAUUGGAUUUGAAAUGAGUGAAUUAGUAUUAAUAUUAAUAUUAACAUAAUUAAUCAGUUAUUGUAUUUUGGUCUUGACUUUUAAUUUGUAAGAAUGGUAUCUGGGAGUAUAUUUAAACUAUUGUCUGCAUAAGAAAAAUGGACCUGCAAGUGUUCAAACGGUAAACAGGAAAGGACUUGCAUAUGGCUUCCUAUAGAACAAUCACUUGUUCAAUCACUGUCUCUUUGUCUGCACAUUUUUAUGCAAUAUUCCAAACUAUUUUAACAAACAGUUCAUUAAUUCCAUAAUAAGUAUAUAAAUGGGGUCAAACAAUCUUAUGUCAUCUUUUUCUUAUAUGGUAGACUUCCCAAAUUCCAAAUGUAUCCUUUUGGGAUUACUUCUGGGCAUUGGUGGAAAUGUCUUAAAUCCUCAGGUACAGUAUAGAUGGAAUUUUAACUGGAAUGCAUUUAUAUUGGCUAAAAGCAUACAUUUUUGUAUAUAUAUUUAUAUGCAUAUAAGUUAUCUUGCUCCUAACAUUUGAAAUUUACUUGCACUUUGCUGUCUGUUCAAUUGCUCAUCCAAUUUGGGAGUGUUUUGCUAUUGUACAGAAUAAAAACUUGACUAUGCACA
Conger conger (European conger) is the source of this 6436-nucleotide messenger RNA. It is a transcript of the gene trim33l, whose product is annotated as tripartite motif containing 33, like. The transcript has 20 exons. The record is from RefSeq and is a predicted model, not a curated record. NCBI's taxonomy places the organism in Eukaryota, Metazoa, Chordata, Actinopteri, Anguilliformes, Congridae. Gene Ontology annotation, cellular component: chromatin; nucleoplasm. Gene Ontology annotation, molecular function: ubiquitin-protein transferase activity; zinc ion binding. Gene Ontology annotation, biological process: positive regulation of DNA-templated transcription. The coding region runs from base 391 to 4218 and encodes 1275 amino acids.